AUGGAGGAAGACAGAAAGAAUGAGGAAACGGGCUUCUCUGGAAGACCAGAUGGUCUCUUGUCUGACCGCAGUCAAAGUAUAAGCGCGUUAGGUGCUGGUGAAGGAUCUAACAAAAGUCAGCAUAUGCAGGAUGAUUUUGGAGUCCGAGGAUGUUUCAGGAGUAAAGAUACUAAUGAAUCUCUGAACAGAGAGGAUCAGCCAGUGAGAUUUGGUAGUGGAAGGAGUUUUGGAAACAGAGGUUUUCACGAAAGGAGCACGACAGAGGGUCCCAGUACACGAAAAGGAGGUUUUAGAGGAGUUUCUGGAGGCUUUGGACAAAGUCAAAGUGAUAGUGAAAGCUACAGAAGCAGAAUGUUUGGAUGCCAAGGAGGUUACAAAGGACAUGAUGAAGAAAUAGGUUCUGGAAGAAGUUCCUGGAAGUCUGUUGGUGAAACGGGUGGUGAUACAGGUCCAAAGGUGACUUAUGUGCCCCCUCCUCCACCUGAUGAUGAAGAAACCAUCUUUGCACAUUAUCAGACAGGAAUUAAUUUUGACAAAUACGAUCAAAACGUUGUCGAAGUAUCAGGACUUGACCCUCCACCAGCAAUACUGACUUUCGAAGAAGCUAACCUCUGUCAGACUUUAAACAAGAACAUUGCUAAAGCUGGGUACUCUAAACUUACUCCAGUGCAGAAGUACAGUAUUCCUAUUAUACUUGCAGGACGGGAUUUAAUGGCAUGUGCCCAGACAGGAUCAGGAAAAACUGCAGCUUUUCUUCUACCCAUUGUGGCCCAUAUGAUGAGAGAUGGCAUAACUGCCAGUUGUUUUAAAGAGCAGCAAGAACCAGAAUGUAUUAUUGUAGCCCCAACUAGAGAACUGAUAAACCAGAUCUUCCUAGAAGCAAGGAAAUUUGCGUAUGGGACUUGCAUAAGGCCUGUUGUAAUCUAUGGAGGAACACAAACAGGUCAUUCAAUUCGUCAGGUGAUGCAAGGCUGCAACAUACUAUGUGCCACACCAGGAAGGCUUAUGGACAUCAUUGGAAAAGAGAAGAUUGGUCUGCAUAAAGUGAAAUACUUGGUCCUAGAUGAAGCAGACCGUAUGCUUGAUAUGGGUUUUGGUCCAGAGAUGAAGAAGUUAAUUUCUUACCCAGGCAUGCCAUCAAAAGACAGACGUCAAACAUUGAUGUUUAGUGCCACUUUUCCUGAAGAAGUUCAGAGGCUGGCCGGUGAAUUUUUGAAAACUGAAUAUUUAUUUGUUGUUGUUGGACACGUGGGUGGAGCCUGCAGUGACGUUCAGCAAAGUAUUCUUCAGGUUGCUCAAUAUUCCAAGAGGGAGAAACUGUUAGAAAUUCUACAAAGCAUAGGUUGUGAACGAGCCAUGGUAUUUGUGGAUACAAAGAAAAAAACUGACUUCAUUGCGGCCUUUCUUUGUCAAGAAAAAAUACCAGCCACUAGCAUCCACGGGUCUAGGGAACAGAGAGAGAGAGAAGUAGCUCUUCGGGAUUUUCGAUCUGGAAAAUGCCCAGUUCUUGUGGCAACUUCAGUGGCAGCAAGAGGCCUGGACAUAGAAAAUGUUCAGCAUGUUAUUAAUUUCGAUCUUCCUUCCACCAUUGAAGAGUAUGUACACCGAAUUGGACGAACUGGUCGUUGUGGAAAUACAGGCAAAGCCAUUUCUUUCUUUGAUAAUGGUUCAGAUGGCCAUCUUGCACAAUCUCUAGUUAAAGUGCUUUCAGAUGCUCAACAGGAGGUUCCAGUUUGGCUAGAAGAAAUUGCUUUUAGUGUUCGUGAAACUGGUGUUACUGUGCCAAGGGGAAAUGUCUUUACAUCAGUUGAUACCCGAAAAAAUUAUGAAGGCAGAGGCAUCACCAACCCAGGAGGAAUGAGAACGUCAUGCGCUUCAAGUGCAUUUGAGUCAUGGGAUUAAAACUCAUUUGGUACCAAACUAGAUUGUUUUAUGUUGUGCUUUAAGUGAGUUGUUGCACUUACUGUUCCUUAUUGUUGAGCUUUAUGGAACGCUUAAUGUUUAAAGACUAGCUGGUAUCAUAUAAUAAUGCCUGCAACAAUGUAUGUGUACUCAGUUAUGAUGAACCCUGUGAUUAUCCCUUCAUGUAAGAAGGCAAAAGCCAUUUUUAGGAGACACUUCAGGUAUUUCUUAAAGUGUUAAUUCUUUCAGUAAGAGUUCACUGAUACUUGGCAGCUUCUAUGUUGCUAUAAAGAUGUGGAACUUGAUCCUUGUUUAUUUUGUAAGUGGAAAAUAGAUUUACUGAGAAUUACCACUUUGUUAUCAAAACUUUGCAUGGGAAAAUAGUGUU
Struthio camelus australis is the source of this 2290-nucleotide messenger RNA. The record is from RefSeq and is a predicted model, not a curated record. NCBI's taxonomy places the organism in Eukaryota, Metazoa, Chordata, Aves, Struthioniformes, Struthionidae.